CAGCGUGGUUCAUCCUGUGACUGACUGACUGACACCCGCCGGGGGAAAAAAAGUUACUCUGAGUUCGCGGACACACUUGCCAACAUGUCUGGAGAUGACGAGACACAGGAGCAGACCAUCGCCGAUGACUUGGUCGUCACCAAGUACAAGAUGGGUGCCGAGAUCGCGAAUCAGGCUCUGAAGACGGUGGUCGGGGCAGCUUUGGCUGGCGUCUCUGUGCUCAGCCUGUGUGAAAAGGGAGAUGCCUUCAUCAUGGCAGAAACUGGGAAAGUCUUCAAAAAAGAAAAGGAAAUGAAGAAAGGUAUCGCUUUUCCUACUUGUGUGUCGGUUAACAACUGCGUAUGCCAUCACUCCCCCCUGAAGAGCGACCCUGAUGUCAUACUGAAGGAUGGGGACCUUGUCAAACUUGACCUGGGUGUGCAUGUCGAUGGCUUCAUCUCAAACGUGGCUCACAGCUUCGUUGUUGGAGUGACCAAGGAAAACCCUUUGACAGGACGGAAGGCUGAUGUUAUCAAAGCAGCUCACCUCUGUGCUGAGGCUGCUCUGCGUCUUGUUAAGCCAGGAAACCAGAACACACAAGUGACAGAAGCCUGGAACAAGAUCGCUAAGUCAUUUAAGUGCUCCCCUAUCGAGGGCAUGCUGUCCCAUCAGCUCAAACAACACGUGAUUGAUGGGGAGAAAACUAUCAUCCAAAACCCAACGGACCAGCAGAAAAAGGACCACGAGAAGGCCGAGUUUGAGGUGCAUGAGGUGUACGCAGUGGAUGUACUGAUCAGCACUGGAGAGGGAAAGGCAAAAGAUGCCGGUCAGAGGACCACCGUGUACAAAAGAGACCCCAACAAGGUUUACGGCUUGAAGAUGAAGGCAUCUCGGACGUUCUUCAGCGAGGUGGAGAGACGCUUCGAUACAAUGCCUUUCACUCUGAGAGCGUUUGAGGAAGAAGGCAAGGCCAGGUUGGGCGUGGUGGAGUGUUCCAAACAUGAGCUGGUGCAGCCGUUCAACGUGCUGCAUGAGAAAGAGAGUGAAGUUGUCGCUCAGUUCAAGUUCACCGUGCUGCUCAUGGCCAAUGGACCUCUGCGAAUCACAAACAGCCUCUUUGAGCCAGAACUCUACAAGUCCGAGCAUGAAGUGGAGGACCCAGAGCUGAAGGCUUUGCUUCAGAGCUCAGCCAGCCGUAAGACUCAGAAGAAGAAGAAAAAGAAGGCUUCAAAGACUGUUGAGAGCGCAACUGGACAGGCAAUGGAGACUGAAGCUGCAGAGUAAAUUUCCGACUGACAUCUGAAGGCCCAAAGAACAGACGUCACCAAUCCCUCUGUCCCAGCUGUCUGAGGCACUUGCGGGUAUAGCCGCUGUGAAUACCUCUGAAUCUAAUUGAUGUCAGUCUGGGAUGAUGGUGCUCCUAAAUUCUGUCACUCCACCUAAAAUACACGCGCGCACACACACACACACAAUGCUCAUCGUUAAUAAAUCUCACAGUCCUUCAGACAUCCUUAUUCUGUUAAUAGAGGACACAACUCUGCUAAAAAUAUUUAAAAAAAGGAUGUGUUGUGUCCGGGCAUUAACUCACUGGAACAUCGAACCAUUUGACCGACCUUGGGCCUUUGUCUAUCCCCCUUAGAUUCAGUAAAUGAAAAAUAAAAUACAGAGCAACCAAGAAUGAUGACUGCACAAUACUCUGUCAGUGUGAUUGUGUAGGAUUUAAACAUCUUCCUAGAGGUCAUGCCUCUAUAGCCAUGCAUUUUGAAAUGUGUGUGUUAACUUGUGGACUGGAAUGUGUAACACCUGUCUUGAUCUUUGGUGUCAUAUGACAUUUACACAAGUUAAGAGGUUGACAUCAUCAGUAAUUAUUACCGGUGAUUUCAGCCUAAUUUCCGCAUUUAUACAACUCUUGCUAAGGUCCAUCUACUCGUAGAUAGUGUAUACUUCCACACAACUACUGUAGGUUACUCGGCUAACAAUGUCUAACAUUUCUACGAUUUUGAGUAAUCAAUAUAAAUGACUUUCUUUUUUUCAGUUGAGGUCUAACUCCUGCCAAGGGUUCAGCAUUCAGUCUUGUAAUGCCACCACUGAGUCUGACAGUCUGUGUUUACAUAAAGAGUCCGUACCUGUUAGAUAUAUGGAUGCUUUUGUAAAACAUAUCCCACUUUCAGAGACUAUUUUUGGAAACAUUAAAAAGCCACCUGACAUCA
Labrus mixtus (cuckoo wrasse) is the source of this 2189-nucleotide messenger RNA. It is a transcript of the gene pa2g4b, whose product is annotated as proliferation-associated 2G4, b. The record is from RefSeq and is a predicted model, not a curated record. The coding region runs from base 85 to 1263 and encodes 392 amino acids. Lineage: Eukaryota; Metazoa; Chordata; Actinopteri; Labriformes; Labridae. The transcript is spliced from 13 exons.